Molecule: messenger RNA, 570 nt
Organism: Tetrapisispora phaffii CBS 4417
Lineage: Eukaryota; Fungi; Ascomycota; Saccharomycetes; Saccharomycetales; Saccharomycetaceae
Gene: MPP6
Product: Mpp6p
Exons: 1
Coding region: 1-570 (189 amino acids)
Source: RefSeq, a predicted model, not a curated record
AUGAGUACACCGACACCAGUAACUGGUAAACUUACCAGUAGAGUCAUGAAUAUGAAGUUCAUGAAGUUUGCUAACAAUGGAGAAGAAUUGACGGACCCUAGAGGGAACGCCAGUGGGGCCUUAAACAAUGCUAAUGCAAAUCAUAAAGGGAGAGAUAGUGCCAUUACGAAAAAGUUUAAUGAAGCUAGUGAAUGGAAAUUAGAGAGAAUGAAGAUAAAUCCGGAAAGUUCAGAUAAGUCUGUUAACACUACAUUGACAAGAAAGAUAAUUAAAAUAAAGAAAACACCAACUGUGGUAUCUAAUGUAGGUGUUGCCAGUCUGCAGAGGUUGAGGACCCCAGAAACUAAUAUGUUACCAGUCAUGAGAGGCAGGAGAGUAAUUGGGGAGCCAGAAGUCACUUUAGGGAAGAGAAAAGCCGAUGAAGGUAAUGAAGAACCAAGCGACUCCUUGCAAAAGGAGGUCGAUGAAGAUUCAUAUGAACCAAGCUUGGAUAAAAUAUUUAAGAGUUCCAAGAAAGUCGACUCUAAGAAGAAUAAAAAUAAGAAGAAGAAAAACUCCAAGAAGAAAUAA